Messenger RNA from Ricinus communis (castor bean), 1655 nucleotides. RefSeq lists its product as uncharacterized. The record is from RefSeq and is a predicted model, not a curated record. Gene Ontology annotation, biological process: male meiosis II. Bases 131 to 1483 code for a protein of 450 amino acids. The transcript has 4 exons. Lineage: Eukaryota; Viridiplantae; Streptophyta; Magnoliopsida; Malpighiales; Euphorbiaceae.
CUUAACAUUAUCUUCUACCGUUCCUUCUCUUCAGUAGAGACCCGUAGUCCAUUUUCUCUCUCACUAUCUAUCUAUACCUUCCUUUCUCUUUUGACAAAAAGGGCACUUUACAUAUUAGUUGUUUACAAUAAUGAGGUGCUUUUUGGCUUGUUUUAAUUCUUCUAAGCAUACAAAACAAAGGCAUUUGAUGAAUCCUGCAGCAGGUCCUGCUGAAGAUGACCUCCAUAAAGAUGGAGUUAAUGAAGUUCUACAACUUGAUUUCACCAUUGCAAAGCAACAAGUCAUUGAAGAACCUCUUAUUAUUAUCGACCCCAUUACUAUAGAGCCAAAAGAGAAGCUUGAGGAACAAUUGAGCAAUAAUGAGAAAAAGAAGGUGAGCUUCGACUUGAAUGCAAGGGUGUAUGAGGCUUUAUCUGCAGAGGAAGCUACUAAUACCAUUCUAGUACAAAACAAUGUGAAGAAAGAGAGUGAAAACAAAGAAGAAGAAGAAGAAGCUUCAAAUGAAAGCAAAUCAAUUUCUAAUUUGAUUUCAUCAAAUGGAACAUCUUAUCCUCCAAACCACAGAUAUCAGAAUUAUACUGAAGAAGAGUGUGAAGAUAUAGACUUACAAGAUAGUCAUUUUGAUGGUGGCAGUGAGCAUAUGGGUAGUGAUAGUCAGUUUUUGGUUCAAGAAGAGUCAUCUGAAUCACUGUUUUCAUUGUCAAUUGAUUCAAGAAAACAAGUUUAUGAAGCUGAAGUGGGUGAAAAGGAGGUCACUAGUCCAAUGCCAAAAUGUGGUUCAUCUCGUGAGGAACUUAAGGCAAUUGGGUCUAAUCAGAAUGCUCAAUUUAGGAAUCAGAAUGUUGAUUCUGUGUUGAAUUCAGUAGAAAAUCUGCCUCAACGGAAAGCAAUCAAAGCCAGAGCAAUCUUACUGCCGGACCAUCUAGACAAGGAGAACAUCGAUGUAGAGCAAAAUUUUGGUGCACACAUGAGUCCAGAGCCUAGUUUUAAGGUAUUGACUAACAAUUCAAAAGCAGAUGUUGAUCAGAAGAAGCUAUCGGGUCAAGAAAUUGCAGUGGAUACUAGCCUAUCUAGUUGGUUAGGUGAGUCUGCAACAACACCCUUGUCAAAGGGCAGUGCUAAUUCUAUUGGGAAUUCACCAUCUCAGAGAACAAUUCCUCCAAAAAUUCAUGAAGCUGGGCCUAUUUUAGGAGAAUUGACCGUGAAAGAACUUGAACAAGUUUCUGUAUCUACUUCUCCUAGAAGGGCAAGGAGCAAGACACCUGAAUCACCCGUUAUAGGGACUAUUGGAAGCUACUGGAGUCAUACUGGACAGACCAUAGAUUCAGAUUCGGGCUCCUCUUCUAGCAAAGGAAUGUCGAACACUACAAAAGAAAAUGGAGAGGAUGAGCGAAGGAAGUGGAAUUGUGAGCCGCUUGAGGCAAGGUUGGACAGAAUUGUUGCUCAAGUUUUAACUAGGUCGGAUAGAGUGACUGCAUUAUAGUUGCUUGAUGAUGCUUUGUGCAGUUCUUUGUUGGUCUUUUUGACAUCCACGUCUUAUUAUUCUAUUGUUACUUCGCUUUUCCUCCCCUUCUCAAAGUUGUACUCCCUUGAUAAUCUGAAUCAUUUUCAUGGGCAAGAUUGGCUAAUAAUAAUUACAUAGUAAAUGCUAGAUA